GCCACCGCGCGCGCUCGUGCCUACUGCCCGUACCACUCUCGCGUCCUUACGUAACCGAUUACCGAUAAUCGAUUUGUGAAAAACUAUUUUUUUUUUAAUCGACUUUUUUGUGUGUGCUCCUUGAUGGACUCAGGAUUGUGUGUGAACAGUUUGUGUUGACGUUUGUGUUACAUAAGACGGCACGCGAGCGAGCGAAGAUUUAAAAAAAAUUCUAGAAUUGAUUUGAAAAUGGCGCGUUUGAAGUUUGAUUUCGGCGGGUGCACGCGCGGGUGACGGGUCAGUACGCGCCGGGAGCUUGCGGUGCGCGGACGUCCGGAUGCACCCCACCGGCGCGGCCAGUCUGCCCGCCGCACCAGAGGCGGAGGUGCAAGCUAUGCACUCGAUGGACUGGCUCUUUAAGAAGGAAAGGAUAUAUCUCUUAGCACAGUUCUGGCAACAGAGAGCUACCCUGGCGGAGAAGGAGGUAACAACGCUAAAGGAACAAUUAGCAACGACCAGUCCUACACCGCUGCAAGCCACAGUACCGCCUAAAACAAAUGGCUCACACAUAGACACACCAAGGGACCAAGAAACGAGGAUAGACAGUUUCAGUCCAGAUAUAAAAGAAGAGAAAAGAAGAACUCCAGAUAUUGAUGAGGAUAUAGAACAUAAAAUAGAAAUGGCUGCCACAGCGAGGAGUAAUAGCAACUCGUCACGGAGCAGUCCUGUCGUUAAUCAGGGAAACAAUUUAGAAAGUGAAUUAGCUGCUAAGGAAAAAGAGAUCGCGCAAUUAGUAGAAGACGUGAGACGGUUACAAGCAUCGCUGUCAGCGCUUCAGGAGGCGCACGCAAAGCAGUUGCAGCGGCUGGAAGAGAGGCUGGAUGAAAAGAAACAGCACAUCGCCAGGCUUGAAGCGAGACUGGAUACGCAGAGGGACUACGAUGAUAUCAAACGAGAGAUCAGCAUGCUCCGUUUCUCGGAGCUGGGCCCGAACGAGCGGCCACACACAAUACCACCCCCUAAAGACAUAUUCGGUCAUCAAAAUCACCUCCUGCGUUCGAUGGAGCUAGGCGGCAGCGAGCGCGAGCGCAAGCCGGAGCCGCUCCGCUCGCCCGCCGCCUCGCAGCACGAGCGCAGCUCCGCCGAGCGCGAGCGCAGCACGGAGCGGCGAGAGCCAGGUGCGGAGGAGUGGCCCGCGUCGCCGCCGCCGCUCAACAACAACACGACGCACCACAACCACAACGGCGCGCCGGCGCCCAGCCCGUUCCGCUUCGAGGAGCACCGGCCGUACCGCUUCGCGGAGGACAUGGGCCCGCUGCCGCCCGGCGCGCUCGUGGGCCGGCUCGGCGACUCGCUCAUCCCCAAGGGCGACCCCAUGGAGGCGCGCCUGCAGGAGAUGCUGCGCUACAACAUGGACAAAUACGCCAACUCGAACCUCGACACGCUGCACAUCAGCCGGCGCGUGCGCGAGCUGCUGUCCGUGCACAACAUCGGCCAGCGGCUCUUCGCCAAGUACGUGCUGGGCCUGUCGCAGGGCACCGUCUCCGAGCUGCUGUCCAAGCCGAAGCCCUGGGACAAGCUCACGGAGAAGGGCCGCGACUCGUACCGCAAGAUGCACGCGUGGGCCUGCGACGAGGCCGCCAUCAUGCUGCUCAAGUCGCUCAUUCCCAAGAAAGUGGGCACAAAAGAUGGCACAGCAGCGCCAGGUUUCGGAAGAUCAGACGGCGAAGGUGACGAACGGCUCGCACAUAUCCUCACUGAGGCUUCCCACAUGAUAAAAACACCGACACAGAACACGAAUGACGAUUCUAGGAGUAAUGAAGACUCAAGUUCACCGAGAACGCAGUGUCCCUCCCCAUUCUCGAAUAAGGAUUCAAGUCAAAAUAGAAGGCUGAAAAAAUAUGAAAACGACGACAUUCCUCAAGAGAAAGUGGUUCGCAUAUAUCAAGAAGAACUGGCCAAAAUCAUGACGAGGCGAGUUGAUGACAUGCGACAUAAUCGUGAAGGGUUUCCUGGCAUGUUCCCUCCAUUUUUCAGCGGCGGCAUGCCACCACACAUGGAGCGGCCACCAGAAGACAUCCGCAUGGCCAUCGAAGCGUACCACAGAGAGCUUGCCAAGAUCCAACCCGGCGGGAACAUGCCCAACUUGCACAAUAUACCCGGAAUGCCACCCUUCCCCAACCUGAUCGCGCUACAACAUCAAGCGAUGCAAGCGCAGAACCAGCACAUGAACGGCUCAGGAGCGGUCCAAGACCUCUCCCUGCCCAAAGACAAAAAUGCCAAAAUAAACGGUAUGACUGAUAGCGAUAAGGACAGACAGAUGGACGCGGAGGAGGCGAUCCGGCACGCGGGGAGUGCGUUCUCCUUAGUGAGGCCGAAGUUGGAGCCGGGCCAGCAGUCCACCGGCUCGUCGGCCUCCAGCCCGCUCGGGAACGCCAUCCUCCCGCCAGCAAUAACGCCCAAUGAAGACUUCAAUACUUCAGCGGCAGCGAGCCCCUUACAGCGAAUGGCGUCAAUAACGAAUAGCUUAAUAUCUCAACCUCCAAAUCCCCCACACCACACCCCUCCCCAGAGAUCGAUGAAGGCCGUGCUUCCACCGAUCACGCAACAACAGUUUGAUCUCUUUAACAAUCUGAAUACAGAAGAUAUAGUGAAAAGGGUGAAAGAAGCGUUGAGUCAGUACUCAAUAAGUCAGAGGCUAUUCGGAGAAUCAGUGUUAGGGCUGUCACAAGGCUCCGUCAGUGACCUGCUCGCGAGGCCCAAACCCUGGCACAUGUUAACACAGAAAGGAAGGGAACCCUUCAUUAGAAUGAAGAUGUUUCUGGAAGAUGAUAAUGCUGUACAUAAAUUAGUUGCAUCACAGUACAAGAUUGCGCCAGAAAAACUGAUGAGGACCGGAAACUAUAGCGGAGCGCCUCCGUGUCCGCCGAACAUGAGCAAGCCGCUGGCGCCGACGCAGAAGAUGCUGUCGGAGGCGACGUCGCUGCUCAGCAAGAUGCAGCAGGAGCAGCUGCUGGGCGGCGCGCUGCACCUGCCGCCCGCGCUGCUGCUCACGCCGCCCGGCUUCGCGCCGCCGCACCCGCACCUGCCGCACGUGCCGCACGCGCCGCACGCGCCGCACGCGCCGCACCUGCCGCCCGACGGCAAGGAGCGCAAGCCGGCCCGCGCGCUGCCGCCGCACGUGGCGCCCAGCGUGUACGAGAUGGCGGCGCUCACGCAGGACCUCGACACGCAGACCAUCACCACCAAGAUCAAGGAGGCGCUGCUCGCCAACAACAUCGGCCAGAAGAUCUUCGGCGAGGCGGUGCUCGGCCUCUCGCAGGGCUCCGUCAGCGAGCUGCUGUCCAAGCCCAAGCCGUGGCACAUGCUCAGCAUCAAGGGCCGCGAGCCCUUCAUCCGCAUGCAGCUGUGGCUCAGCGACGCGCACAACAUCGACCGCCUGCAGGCGCUCAAGAACGAGCGGCGCGAGGCCAACAAGCGGCGGCGAUCCAGCGGGCCCGGCCAGGACAACUCCUCCGACACUUCCUCUAAUGAUACCUCCGAGUUCUACCACUCGAGCUCGCCGGGCCCCACUACGGGCGCGCCUUCUGCUAAGAAACAACGCGUCCUAUUUUCAGAAGAGCAAAAAGAAGCUUUGAGGCUCGCGUUCGCCCUGGACCCGUACCCAAACAUGCCGACGAUAGAAUUCUUAGCCGCCGAGUUGGGCCUGUCGACGCGGACGAUAACGAACUGGUUCCACAACCACCGCAUGCGGCUGAAGCAGCAGGCGCCGCACGGGCUGCCGGCCGAGCCGCCGGCCCGCGAGCCCGCCGCGCCCUUCGACCCGGUGCAGUUCCGCCUGCUGCUCAACCAGCGCCUGCUCGAGCUGCAGAAGGAGCGCAUGGGGCUCGCCGGCGUGCCGCUGCCCUACCCGCCCUACUUCGCCGCCAACUCCAGCUUCGCGGCGCUCAUCGGGCGCGGCCUGCUGCCGGCCGACGAGCGCAAGGACGCCGCCGGCGGGCUCGACCUGUCGAUGCCGCUCAAGCGCGAGCCCGACGCGGACGACUUCGAGGACGACGACGCGGAGAGCAACCUCGGCUCGGAGGACUCGCUCGACGAGGACAAGAGCGAGCCCAAGGCGACCUCCACGCCGGCGCGGUCCAGCCGCCGCAAGCCCGCCGCGCCGCAGUGGGUCAACCCCGACUGGCAGGACGACAAGCCGCGCAACCCCGACGAGGUCAUCAUCAACGGCGUGUGCGUCAUGCGCAGCGACGACUUCCGGCGCGAGGCCGAGCCCACCGUGCGCGUCGAGCCCUCGCCCGCCGCUGAGCCCGCGCCCGGAGAACCCUCGCCCGCUGCUCUAGCGCCCGACGAUAUCAAAACCGAGGCGGAGGACCGGUGGGAGUACUAGAGACCCAGUGUAGUGCAGUGUCCACGCGACCCGGACGGUUGGACCGCCAGUGCGUGUAGGGUUGCGACUCGACUGUGAGGCCAAAGACUCUGUAUAUAGCGUUAGCGCGAGCGCCGCCCGCGGGUAACUUGCGAUACAAAAUUUGCAUUUCGCUUUAAUUUUAUAUGUAUUAGCGCCCUAAAGGGGCGCGGACAACUGAAUACUUUAAGCGCGUCCCGCUCUCGAUCCGAUUGUUGUAAAUAAAUAUACCAAAUAUGUCGAAGCGGAGACGCGGUCCUGUAUAUAUGUACGUAGGGAGCGACGCGCGAUGACGCGACCCGUCGCGGUUAGUUAAGUGUAGAGUUCGUUUUAUUGUUAAAUAAAUUUUAAAGUGCAAUCAGAUGUUAAUUUAAGUAACGGUAUACUGUAUCCCAGUUGAAAAGUAUUAUUAUGUUUAUAUGGACCGGUGAGGUUAAAAAUAUUAUUAUCGGGUUAUGUGAGUUUCACUUUAAAUUAUGGAUGUUUAUUUUAUACAAUUUUAUGUUUUUCUACGAUUAUUAUAUUGUAAUACUUAAGCAGUAUGGCUCAAAGUUGUGAUGUAUAUUAUCUGUCACCGUAAAUCAUAGACACUUUCUUUACGAGAUCUAUAGACCCUACUUUUAUAACAGACUUAGUGAUUUUAAAAAGAGAACGUACAAAUCGAAACACAAAUUAUCCUACAGAUUAGCAAAUGAUGUAUUGCUUGUGGUUAUAGAUUUAUUUUAUUUUUAGCAAUAAAUUUGCUUUUAAUCUUAUUUUGAA
Messenger RNA from Colias croceus (clouded yellow), 5149 nucleotides. It is a transcript of the gene cut, whose product is annotated as homeobox protein cut. The coding region runs from base 317 to 4369 and encodes 1350 amino acids. NCBI's taxonomy places the organism in Eukaryota, Metazoa, Arthropoda, Insecta, Lepidoptera, Pieridae. The transcript has 11 exons. Gene Ontology annotation, biological process: regulation of DNA-templated transcription. The record is from RefSeq and is a predicted model, not a curated record. Gene Ontology annotation, molecular function: DNA binding; DNA-binding transcription factor activity, RNA polymerase II-specific.